CAGUUGAUUCACGCAUGCUGGUGUUAAAGCUGUUGUUUCACAUGCACACUGUUGAUGAAUUAAAGACAAAGAAAAACAAAAGCAAAGUUAGGAGAGUCAAUGAUGGUGACAACUCAAGGGAACUGAGAGAGGGCUCUAGUGAUUUAAAUAGUUUACAAAGCUCGGGGCACGAAGCAGCAAUCGCAACAACAACUAAUUUACAGCAGAUUAUAAACUUCCCAAAAAAUUCAGGACAUCAGCAGGGCUGAGUGUAAAAGCAGGAUGACCAGUCCUAUUGUCGAGCCAUACUGGGCAACAGGAACUGUGUCUGGCCGGCAUCAUCUUUCCCCGGGAGUAAAGUGGGCCUACAGAAAAGUACUCAGAACAGCCUGAAAGUGAAGCCUGGGGAUGGAGUGACUCUUCACCCCCUGAUAGGGCCUGUGUUACAGGCAGAAGAUGUGCAUCUCUCCACCAGAUGGAAAGAUCCCACUCUCUGGAAACUUACUCUCCCUGAUGUAUUUUGGCGGAGCGUGUAGUCUGCGGGUGACGGGGGUCGACGGCCUUUCCCUUUCCCGGCCUACUCUGGGACUGGAGCCUGAUACAGAGGAGGCCUCUGACGCUGGGCUCCACCUUCGCCCUGGGUUCCACCUCCGCCCAGGGCUCCACCUCCAUGGACCUGAGGUGCAGGCCUGGGAUCCGGGGCAGCCUGGUCCUGCAUCCAGUACCCCCUGCAGGCCUGCCUGUGUGCCAUGUGUCCCUCCAACUCUCCCCGGCAACCCCCAGACUCCCGCUGAGUCUGAACAGGGCAGUCUCAGUCUAGAGGUGGAGAAUAAGGUGAAGUUCAGAGACGGGCACAAAGAGGCUCAAGAGGAGGAGGAUGCGGCAGCCCUGAGAUCAAAAGUCAUAUACAGUAUGAUCCCGAGAGAGACUUCUCCAACUACGGUACACAAAUAUAUGGUUUUCCUUUGAAUUGGAAAAUUCUUCAUCUAAAACAAUAUAGGAAUCACACCUCCUAGGGGGGUUCUCCUUUAUGGCCCCCCGGGAACAGGAAAGACUAUGAUUGGAUGAGCCAUAGCCAAUGAGGUCGGGGCACAUAUGACCGUAAUCAACCGUCCAUAAAUCAUGAGCAAAUUUUAUGGUGAAACAGAGGUCAGAUUGAGGCAGAUAUUCACAGGAGCCUCUCAAAGGUAAAUAUUGAGAGAAAAAAUACAUAUCAGCCUUAGAAAUGCAGACUGACAUCCAAAAUAUCCCCCUCUCUCCUGGACAUCCUUCAGACAUUCUCCCUCUGUCUGCUAAAUCUUGAUUUUUGUUCUGUCAGCGAAUCAGUCUAAUGAGAAAAAGAGAGCGCAGGCCCACGAUCAGAGAUGGCUCGACAGCCGCCCUCCGCCCCUUUAGAGAACACAGGGAGCCUGGGAAACCCAUCACCGCUGGUCGCCAUGAUGUGCCAAAUUGGCAUCACGUUAUGGCCAAGUAUAUCUUCAUCUCCCCAACCCAGCUCCUUGGUGCAGAUGGUGCACUGAAGCAGCCGCUCUCCCUCCUGCUAUCUGUUUUCCAUACCGAUGCUAAGGCUUGUUGUAUAAUCCAAGGUCACCAACCACCAAGGGCCUGCUGCUGUGGAAUGUGGCGAAAGCACUUCCUGCUCCCAGAAUUCUUCUCUCCACUCUCACUGUAAUUUAUUUGUGUUUUGGUCCCUCUGCUGGGCCUGUGACAUAGGGGGAGGUGGAAAUAGCAUUAUUUCUCAGCCGGACCACCUAUUUUAGAACAUAGUACAAGGAGCUCUGUUAUACUAUUAAUAUUGUAUUGCCAGAUAAUGCCUGAUAGUGUCAGAAGAUGUAAACCAGUAAUUUAUUAAGCCUUCAGACACAUUUAUGGUCUGGAAAUGUCCUUUAUGUUUGAGCUUUUAGUGUCGGGGUCAUUGGUUAGGGCUAAGAUUAUUGAUUAAUAAUUUAUUACAACUACAUGCUCAAAUUCAAGCACAGUCAUACUACCUUAAAAGCAUACUUGCUUCAUCCUACUGUUCCAAUUGCUCUCUUACAUUCAAACCCCUCAUUUAUUGAUUUAACGCCUGUUUUACCAGGGAAGUUGACAAAGUUGAAUGCACAUUCUCAUACCACUGUAACAUUCCUAACUGUCCUGGUUUGUCUCUUCCUCCAGGAGGGCCACUCAGGCCAGCUGCUGGUCCUAGGGGCCACCAACUGGCCCCACGCCCUGGACCCAGCUCUCUAAAUCAAAUUUUAUUUGUCACAUGCGCCGAAUACAACAGGUGUAGACCUUAACGUGAAAUGCUUACUUAUAAUCCCUUAACCAACAGUGCAGUUCAAGAAAGAGUUAAGAAAAUAUUUGCUAAGUAAACUAAAGUAAAAAAUAAUUAAAAGUAUCACAAUAAAAAUGACAAUAAUGAGGCUAUAUCCAGGGGGUACCGGUGCCAAUUCAAUGUGUGGGGGUACAGGUUAGUCGAUUUAAUUUGUACAUGUAGGUAUGAGUAAAGUGACUGCAUAGAUAAUAGACAGCGCGUAGCAGCAGUGAAAAGACAAAUGGGAGGGGGGCAUUGUAAAUAGUUUGGGUGGACAUUUAGUUCAGGUAUGCUGUUGAUUACUUGUUCAGCAGUCUCAUGGCUUGGGGGUAGAAGCUGUUAAGGAGCCUUUUGGUCCUAGACUUGGCGCUCCAGUACCGCUUGCUGCUCUGGUACCGAUUGCUGACCUUCCUCUGACACCGCCUAUUAUAAAGGUCCUGGAUGGCAAGAACCUUGGCCCCAGUGAUGUACUGGGCCGUACACACUACCCUCUAUAGCGCCUUACGGUCAGAUGCCGAGCAGUUUCCAUGCCAGGCGGUGAUGCAACCGGUCAGGAUGCUCUCGAUGGUGCAGCUGUAGAACUUUUUGAGGAUUUGGGGACCCAUGCCAAAUCUUUUCAGUCUCUUGACGGGGGAAAAGGUGUUGUGCCCUCUUAACAAUUGUCUUGGUGUGUUUGAACCAUGAUAGUUCAUUGGUGAUGUGGACACCAAGGAACUUGAAACUCUCGACCCGCUCCACUUCAGCCCCAACAAUGUUAAUGGGGGCCUGUUCAGCCCUCCUUUUCCUGUAGUCCACGAUCAGCUCAUUUGUCUUGCUCACAUUGAGAUAGAGGUUGCUGUCCUGGCACCACACUGCCAGGUCUGAUCUUUGGCGGUGAUCACGCAUACCACUGUUGUGUCGUCAGAAAACGUAAUGAUGGUGUUGGAGUCGUGUUUGGCCACACAGUCGUGGGUGACCAGGGAGUACAGGAGGGGACUAAGCACGCGCUUCUGAGGGGCCUCAGUGUUGAGGAUCAGCGUGGCAGAUGUGUUGUUGCCUACCCUUACCACCUGGGGGUGGCCCGUCAGGAAGUUCAGGAUCCAGUCCCAGGGUCCUGAUCUUUCACGUGAUAAAAAUAAAGAAAAACCCUUGAAUUUUUUUAACUAGGCAAGUCAUUUAAGAACAAAUUCUUAUUUUCAAUGACGGCCUAGGAACUGCCUGUUCAGGGGCAGAACGACAGGUUUGUACCAUGUGAGCUCGGGGAUUUGAACUUGCAACCUAUCGGUUACUAGUCCAACGCUCUAACCACUAGUCUACCCUGCCGCCCCAUGAAUGUGUCCAAACCUUUGACUCUUACUGUAUAUGAAGAAGCCAUGUUUCUCACCACUCCAUGUUGUGGUUUAUUUAGAGCUGGAUUACUGCGAGGCCUACAAGACAGAGUGGCUCACCACACCAACCCUCUGAGACUCCUGACUUAAGGAAGUGGGCUUGUACUUUGGCUUGUGGAUCCCAUUGAGGAAAACCUUCUUUAAAGUAAAACCCAUACCAUUUACUUGUUGUGAAAUUCCUCAUGGCCCAUACAGCCUUAACCCUGCAACCCAAUCCCCCUAACUGGGAAAACAGUGUCAGGAAACCAGGAUGUUGGGGUGUUUCUGUGGUGGUCAGUUGUGUGUGUGUGUGUGUGUGCGAGACGCUGAGAGCCUCCUGGGUGGUCCCGGGGAUAUGGCAUAUUGCAUUUCCAGAGGAGGCUACUACCUCGGCUCGCAGAAGCGCUCUGGCAAAGAGCGUGAUUUACCGUCUGUAGAGGCCAGACGUGACUGGCAGUGUUUUCAGAGAAAACCCCUGGAGGGAAGAGA
Molecule: messenger RNA, 4107 nt
Organism: Salvelinus fontinalis (brook trout)
Lineage: Eukaryota; Metazoa; Chordata; Actinopteri; Salmoniformes; Salmonidae
Gene: afg2a
Product: AFG2 AAA ATPase homolog A
Biological process (GO): proteasome-mediated ubiquitin-dependent protein catabolic process
Cellular component (GO): proteasome regulatory particle, base subcomplex
Molecular function (GO): ATP hydrolysis activity; proteasome-activating activity; ATP binding
Source: RefSeq, a predicted model, not a curated record